AUGAGUACUUCGUGGCUAGAGCGAGUAGCCCAUCAGGAUUCCCCGGCAGCAUCUGUUCCCGCACUACAAUUGGCCGCUAACCGGCACCGAUCGGCGGGCAUUAUGAAUUCGGACGAUGCUGCGACAGCUGUGGCAGUGGCCAGUAAAAGCUCACUUGCCUUUAUCCUUGGCGGUAAUGUAGAUGAGGAUCAGACCCAUUCUGCUGGUGCUAGCUUUGCUAAUCUUAUGGUUGCUUCAAGUGUUUCGGUGACGGAGAACUUGGCAGUUGAUGUGUCACUUCCAAAGGGAAUGAAAGUGACAGUAAAGAAGUCUCGCAUUUGUAAGUUUGAAAAUUGUACGCGCUACGUGGUAAAUCGUGGACUUUGUAUUGGUCACGGUGGUGGGAAGCGAUGCGCUGUUGUGGGGUGCACGAGUAGUGCUAAAAAUUUGGGUGUGUGCUGGAAACACGGUGGCUCAACCAAGUGCACAGUAGUUGAGUGCGAAAAUCGUGCUAAGUCUCGCGGCGUCUGCUGGUCUCACGGUGGAGGCCGCAAAUGCAGCGAGGCCAGCUGUACCAAGACGGCAGUAUCUCACGGUCUUUGCUGGGCUCAUGGAGGAGGCAAACGAUGUGUAGUAGAAGGGUGUCGCAAGCCAGCUUACGAACGCAACGGUAACGUAUGCUCUCUACACCAAGCCUCAAGCGCCGAUGCAUCACACAUCACUGCGCCACGAUAA
This is a messenger RNA of Plasmopara halstedii, 714 nucleotides long. RefSeq lists its product as uncharacterized. The transcript has 6 exons. The record is from RefSeq and is a predicted model, not a curated record. NCBI's taxonomy places the organism in Eukaryota, Oomycota, Peronosporomycetes, Peronosporales, Peronosporaceae. The coding region runs from base 1 to 714 and encodes 237 amino acids.